AUGCAGCUUCGAAUAAUCCAUCGUGGCAGUGAAAUUCUCACCCUACCAACCAAUGCCAAUACUCCUGUGCUUCAAGUGAAGACUGCCAUUGCUAGGUUGCUUGGAGUGCCACCGAAUGAUCAAAUACUCACAUCCAGAGGUGUAUAUCUUGAAGACUCAAGAAGUUUGCAUGACUACGAGAUUGCAGAAUCAGGAGCGUUGGAAUUGAAUCUACCUCUAAGGUACCAGAAAAUAAUCUCUGUACGAGUAGUAAUUUCACCAGAGGAAGUUUACUCCAUUCCGACCCGUUCCAAUGCAACAGUGGCUGAACUGCGAGCUGAGAUUGCCAAACGAGCUAGGAAUCAAAAUUGUGACAUCUCUAAUGCAUUUCUGGUGUGCUCACAUUGGGUGCUGAACGAUUCGCGACGAUUGGAUGAAUACGAGAUUGCGGAUAAUGCUUGCAUUACCAUCGCGCGUGCAUUGGAGCCAGAGAAACAGCCCUCCAUCGAACCCUACGACUACUGCGAUGACUUUGCAGAGGAGGAUAGUCCAUCACGCAUGAUUAAUGUCCACUUGUUAAGGACAGACGCAAAUCCAUUCACACUGAGGUUGGAUCCAUCCAAACCACUCAAAAGUAUUGCCAAAAGUGUGGAGACGAAGACAGGCAUCCCCGAAGAACACCAAAAUUUCAUCCUCUCGGGUAGGAGAGUGGAUUCAGAGAAGACACCUGACGAUCUACUCAUCACUGAAGGCGAGAGUCUCUACCUAAGUGAUGGUCGGAUUCGAGAGGUCUACCCAAUUUUUAAAGGAAGAAAUACAAACCAGAAUGACAUCUUGGUGCACUUUGAGGUGGGCAGAGAUCGCAUUUCCAUGAACAUUCCAAGAGACUGGACUGUAAAACAAGUGCAACAGACGUUGCGAUAUAAGUCCAUGAUGUGUGGUGGAAAGAUUGAUCUCUACUUCAACGAUGUUCGUUUGGAGUCACGACGCACCUUAGCUGACUACGGUGUGUCCAAUGGAAGUGUGAUCCAUGUCAAAACGCUCUACCUUUGA
This is a messenger RNA of Hydatigera taeniaeformis, 1032 nucleotides long. Lineage: Eukaryota; Metazoa; Platyhelminthes; Cestoda; Cyclophyllidea; Taeniidae. The record is from the annotation of a GenBank genome assembly.